Piliocolobus tephrosceles (Ugandan red Colobus) is the source of this 3121-nucleotide messenger RNA. RefSeq lists its product as uncharacterized. The coding region runs from base 1771 to 2529 and encodes 252 amino acids. The transcript has a single exon. NCBI's taxonomy places the organism in Eukaryota, Metazoa, Chordata, Mammalia, Primates, Cercopithecidae. The record is from RefSeq and is a predicted model, not a curated record.
GUGAACCCUCCAUCUUCCCUGCCCUGCUGCCCCUCCCUCAUCCUUCACCUCCCUUACCUCAGUGUGGGUAGCUAGACCUUGGUACCUCAGUAUUUGGGUGCCUUGCCCCUGAGCCAGGGACCCUGUCAUGCCCUGGCCUUGCUGUGAUGCCAAGAGAUAGGGGAGGGAGGGCCGGGUGAGCCUGCCUGAGGAUUGCAGUAGCCAAUGAAGGCAGACAAGCUGGAGAAGUGCUCAGCUGGGACAUUCCUUCCUCCCCGGGUGCUCCCAGCCACUCAGGUCAAGGGGAUCAGGAGGCUGGGACGCUGGGACAAAGAACCUUGUGUUGAUGGCUGCUCUUGGUGGGGGAGGGCAUUCUGUGCUGGGCCAUGUGGGACUUGGGAGCCUGUGCCUGGGAGGUCAUUUGCCCUGGAGCCCCAUCUCCCACGCUAGCUGUCCUCAACACAUCCUCUUUCUUUCUGCCUCUGCUCCUGAAUCCACAAGCUUCCCUCGCUACCCUUCUCCCAUCCUUCCCUCUCGCCCUCCAGGGCCUCUGAGUUCCCACGAGCACGUCUGUGGGAAACCAUGGGGCCAGCCUUGCACAAGGUACCUGCCCUUCCCCUCCCUUGCUGGGUCUCCCCAGUCCUGCCAGGCCUGGGAUGUUUAAUUUAGAGGCUACAGUGUUUCCAUGGGGAUUGAUAUUGACAGAACUCACCAGCAGUUGCUGACUUCACACUUCCAUGUGGGUCAGCUGGAGACCUUUGGGGCAUGACCUAGGGAAUAUGAGAGGGGAGUGAGUGGUCCCUGCACCCUUGGCCUUGAUGGUGCCUCCUAGCCUCCCUCCAGUUGAGGUUACAUGGUGGGAGAUGGGAGUGUGGCUGGGGUGGAAGGUUGAGCCUGGCCCUGUGACCCUUGCGUGCUGUAGUUCUAGCUCCAGGCCAGUGAUUCUGAGCCGCCGUAGUCAGAAGCAAGUAAGUUGGAUUCAGGGCCUGGCCUGAGGGAGCUGUGUCCCGGUGCUUGUAAGACUGCCGUUUUCUCAGACAGCCUGUGUCCUGAUGCCAGAAGCGGCAGUGGUUUUAGUCAGAUCCCUGGAGCAAGGACUUGGAAGACGUAGAGGACUCGGGGUGGAGGAAAGCUGGGAUUGUCCGGAGGGCCAUGGCCCAGUUGGGCCAGCAUCCGAGGCGGGCUUAGCAGCCCCCCAGGGCUGGCUCUUCCUCCAUUUGUGUCUGGGGCUGUCUUCCCUAGCCACUUGGCUCCCCAUUUGUCCACCUCACCAUGGUCUUUUCUUUCUCAUACCCUCCCGGGGUGGCUCCACAGGCAGGACUCGGUGGCUGCUUUCUCUUGCUUGGGUUUGAUAAGGGCUAAGCAUGUGAAGCCCAGGGAAGCCUUUUUGGGAUCUGGGUCUCUUUCAAGGGUCAGUCCUGUGCGUCAGCUUUGCAGCCACCUUGGUUAGCCCUAAGGCCGAGCCCACCGCCUGCAGGACACAGCCGUCCUCACUCCCCUCAUCUCUCUCUCUCUCUCUUCUCCCCUCUGCCUUUCUCUCUCCUCCUCCAGACCAGCUCCUCCACUGUGGCUCUGAGUGCCCCGGGGCUGCUGCCCAGCUCUGCUCCAUCCUCAUACUGCUCCCUUCCUCCUUCUCCUCCCCCCAUACCAUCUGGAUUCCUGCCACCCCCCACUAAACCCUCCCCUCGAGGCCAGGACCACACUCCAGAGUUCCCUUGUACUGAGCAGAGUGGACGAGGCCUUCUACCUCCUGUGGCCCCCAGCUGGCUUGAGUUGGCUGGUCUUGGGGUGAUGCCUGAUACCCUAAACUCAAGGUCUCCCUCUGUGGAGGGUUCUUUGUGGGCAGUGGGCACAGAGAGCCAGGGUCGAGAUUGGAGGCACCUGCCGACCCUCACACGUGAGCUAUCUGGGGCUCCCCGCUGCCACACUGUACCCUAUGCUGGGAGCAUAGGUCCCCAAGAGCCCCAGGGGCCACCAGCCAGCCCUUCGUGCCCAGAGGAGGCCUUGGCUGCCACAAGGGAGCAGCCACGGGCUUCAGAGGUAUUCAGGCCUGAGAGAAUGCCCCCCUCUGGAGCUGUUCGAAGCUUCCAGGAAGUAAUAGAGCCAGCUAUAAUGGCAGUGGACCGGCAGGCUGUCUUCCCAGAUACCUGGACUCUCACGGAGGAACGCGGCCUACAGCAGGAGAGGCCAAGGCCAGAGCCAGGGAGGCUGGGAAGCAGCUCCCCUGCCUCAGUUACCAUGGCGCAGCUAGGUGCAAAGAUGACUGAGAGGGGAAGCGUGGCCAGGCCAGCCCAGGGACCUGAAACCCCAAGGAGCCCAGAGGGCACCACCGAAGCUGCCACCCAGGCCGGAAAGGAACAGCCAGAGCUUCCAUGUGCCAUGGCCACAAGCACACCCAGCACCACGGAAAGGAUUUCCACCUCUGGCCAGGCAGGCGCCAGCUCGCAUGGCUGCUGGGCGUGGCCCUUGGCGGGUCUGAGUGUGGGUCACUCCUCGCUAACUGCAUGCAGCCUCCCGCUCUGCACGUGUCUGCUUGGGCAGAAAAUUUGAGACACUGUGACCAGACCACCUGACAGUCAGCACUUGGCGGUGGGCUCUGUGGACCCAGCAUUUCUCAUAGCGUCAACACACCUCUUGCUUUGUUAAGGCUUUUUCCUUUCAGACGAGCUAGCCUUGACAUUCUGAUGUGGUGAAAUGGUUAGAAGCAUGGACUUUGGAACCAGAUAGACCUAGAUCCAAACCACAUCUCUAACACUUGCUACCUCUGUGACCUUGGGCAACCCCCUCCCUCAGCCUCAGUUUUCUCAUCUAUAAAGUGGGGAGUAAAUAGGCCAUUUCCAUCAAGAUUGUCCAGAGACCUAAAUGAGAUAAUUCCUGGAAAGUAUUUAGAACACAGCAUGUGGUCCCUCAAUAGGCCAUGGCUGACAGUAGUUUUAUUACUUGCUUUUUACUUAAUUAAAACUUUAUGCCGGGCUAGGCGUGGUGGCUCAUGCCUGUAAUCCCAGCACUUUGGGAAGCCGAGGCAGGUGGAUGACCUGAGGUCGGGAGUUCGAGACCAACCUGACCAACAUGGAGAAACCCCCGUCUCUAUUAAAAAUACAAAAAAAUUAGCUGGGCAUGGUGGCGCAUGCCUGUAAUCCUA